Molecule: messenger RNA, 564 nt
Organism: Emiliania huxleyi CCMP1516
Lineage: Eukaryota; Haptophyta; Isochrysidales; Noelaerhabdaceae
Product: ferredoxin
Exons: 3
Coding region: 1-564 (187 amino acids)
Biological process (GO): P450-containing electron transport chain; positive regulation of oxidoreductase activity
Cellular component (GO): mitochondrion
Molecular function (GO): 2 iron, 2 sulfur cluster binding
Source: RefSeq, a predicted model, not a curated record
AUGCGAGCGGCUGCGGCGGCGUCUUCGCGCCUCCCGCCUCCCGCCUGCGCGGCGCGGCUGCCGCUGCGGAGGGGCUCGCGGCCCGGCCUCGCCUCUGCGGCGCGGCGCGGCUUCCUCGCCUCGCCCGUCGCCCGCCACGGCGACUUUGAGUGGCAGGACGCAAAGUCGCCAGACGAGGCUCGCACCCUCCCGUCCGCGAAGCUUCUCGGAACCUUCCUGCAGGUGCGGCGCGACGUGGCGGGGAAGGUUGGGGACAACCUGCUGUACCUCUGCCACCGGCUGCGCAUGUCGGGCCAGGUGCCCGAGAUCACACUCGAGGGCGCUUGCGAGGCGUCGCUCGCUUGCUCGACUUGCCACGUGAUUGUUGGAGACGGCCACUUCGACCGGCUGCCGGAGCCGAGCGAGGACGAGGAGGAUAUGCUCGACGAAGCUGUCUGUCUGACGGCGAGCAGUCGGCUGGGCUGCCAGAUCGUCCUCUCCAAGGAGCUCGAGGGGAUGGAGAUCACGCUGCCGGCGUACAGCAAGAACUUUUACGUGGACGGCCACGUCCCAGAGCCGCACUGA